AUGUCGACAGGGCUCGCAGUUCGUAAGUUUUCCAGGUCACCCCGAGCUCUAUUGACCGCCUUCCUGGUCUCGGGCCUGAAUGGGAUUGAAAAUAACGAGGCAUAUCGCAUCGAAACAGUGGCAAAGCUUGGCCUGGGUGCACAUAUCUACACGAUUCCGGAUGACCGUGUACGGUUGAUUUUGAAAAUGACCAUCUGGCUCACGAUCCCCACCUUUAACCUGACAACAGCCCUCGCCAAGUCGUCGAUCCUUGUUUACUUCCUCAAGUUCACCAUGUCCAAGCCCUGCAUCGGCUUCAUCUACGGCACUCUUGUCACAGUGGUGCUCUACUGUAUCAUGGCCGCGGUCUCGAUAAUGGCGUGCGCGAACAAGGAAGCCAGCUCUCAGGCUAGGCAAGUGGCCAACACCGUUUUCGCCGUGGCCGCCUUCUUCAACACGGUCACGGACCUGGUUAUCCUGCUGCUGCCACUAUGGCUGGUCAGGCCGUUACAGAUGCCUUUCAAGAGGAAAGUUGGGGUUGGACUGGUGCUGAUGGCCGGUGGCUUCGUCGUCGGCGUCAGCAUACAGCGCGUCACGGUGGCCUUGAACCUUCCCAACGCGGAUGACAUCAUAUUCCGGGGCGGAAUCUCAGCUUUAUGGGGCUGCGUGGAGAUCUGGUCAGGGAUAACGUGCGCAUGUCUACCGACGCUGAAGCCAUUCAUCGGAUACAUCAUGGGGCCCAAGAAUUCACCGCGGAGAUAUACACCUCCUCCGUCGGAACAGACAAGGCUCGACAAGAGCAAUAGGAUGAGCGGUCGGCCGCAGUCCGGGGACCCGUGGGCCUUAUCGACCGGGCAGACCAGAAAUUCGAUGGCCGUAUUGGAGCCGCCCGAGCAGGCGUGGAUUGCAAGCAACUUGCGCAGGGGAAUGGGCUCUGCAUGUACUUGUACGGCAGAAAAGGGCAAGCGCCAGCUUGAACCGGAUCAAAUGUGUUGA
Messenger RNA from Pyricularia pennisetigena, 975 nucleotides. RefSeq lists its product as uncharacterized. The transcript is spliced from 2 exons. Bases 1 to 975 code for a protein of 324 amino acids. NCBI's taxonomy places the organism in Eukaryota, Fungi, Ascomycota, Sordariomycetes, Magnaporthales, Pyriculariaceae. The record is from RefSeq and is a predicted model, not a curated record.